AUGUUGCAGAGAGCUGCGAGCAAUGCAUAUUCAUGGUGGUGGGCAAGCCACGUUAGGACAAAACAGUCAAAAUGGCUAGAACAAAACCUCCAAGAUAUGGAGGAGAAGGUGAAUAUCACCCUCAAGAUCAUUGACCAUGGUGGGGACUCCUUUGCACAAAGAGCAGAAAUGUACUACAGGAAGAGGCCAGAGAUAAUAAGUUUCGUAGAGGAAUCCUUUCGCUCAUACCGAGCCUUGGCGGAGAGAUACGAUCACCUCUCUCGAGAGCUCCAAAGUGCCAACCGCACCAUUGCCACGGCCUUCCCAGAGCGAGUUCAAUUUGCCAUGGAUGUCGAUGAUCACGAAGAAGAAGAUGACGUUCCGCAGACUUCCACUUCUUCUAGUACUAACACUACCGAUCCAAACCAAUCCGAAGCCAAAAGAUCAAGCAUACCGAAGGUUCCAAAAAUUCCCAAUAACGAUUUCAGGAGCCCUUCUAUGUUGAUCUCAAGGAAAGGACCACCAUCACUUAGAAGACUCGCUAGCUCAGCCAAGGCGGCUGCUGCUGCUGCAGCCUCAGUUGCAAGCUCGGGGUUGAUGAAAACUGAGGCCUUAGAGGAGAUUGAUAGCCUUCAGAAGGGCAUUUUGGCCUUGCAAACAGAGAAGGAGUUUGUAAAGAGCAUGUAUGAACAUGGAUAUCAAAAGUUUUGGGACAUUGAAGACCAGAUAACUGAUAUGCAGAAAAGGGUUAGUAGCCUGCAAGAUGAGUUUGGCAUUGGCAGUGUUAUCGCGGAUGACGAGGCUAGGACUCUAAUGGCAGCCACAGCUCUAAAAUCAUGUCAAGAGACUUUGGCAAAGUUGCAAGAGAAGCAAGAAAAGUCUGCGGAAGAGGCAAGAGUCGAGCAGCAAAGGAUCAAAGAAGCACACGAAAGGUUUGAGACACUCAGGGCGAAGUUUCUUCCCAAAGAGACGCAAUCGAAUAGCUUAGAUGAAGAGAUCAUGGGCUCGGGAAUUGAUGAACAUGAUGCGGAAAUGUUAAGGAAAAAGAUCAAAGAAGAGCUUGAAAUGAGAUCAGACUCUUCUCUUACUGUGACAGAACUGGCAGAGAAGAUUGAUGAGCUUGUGAACAAGGUUGUUACUUUGGAAACUGCGGUUUCUUCUCAGAACGCUCUAGUGAAGAGAUUAGGCUCGGAGACUGAUCAACUUCAAGCACACGUUAGGAGCUUAGAAGAGGGCAAGGAGAUUUUGAAGGAAGGCUCGGAGAAUAUGAACAAGAGAUUAAGUGUUUUGGAGGAAGAGUUGACUAAAGUAAAAGAACUGAACCAAAGCUUUAAAGUACAAAGCAGCAACCUCCAUACACAUUUUACAGAAGCAAGUUGUAAUCUUGAUCAUCUCUCUGAGAAACUACAUAGUGUGAAACAUGAUGAGGAGGUUGAGAACUUGAGAACAUCCCAGGAAGUAAUAGAAGUUUCUGAUGCCGAACCCGAAAAGGAUAUUGGAGAAAACACUACUAAGACAGAUGAUGGGAAUGAUUUAGUAGUCUCAAAAGAUGUGGUAGAAGUGGAUGAAAAGAAAGAAGAAAACGAAUCCAACCAAAGCAGCAACCCCAGUCAUGUGACUGUUAAAAGCGAGGAAUUGGAGGCGGAAAAGGAAGAAGAAACUGGUCAGCCAAACUGGAGGCAGCUUUUCUUGAAAGGGUUAGAGGAUAGAGAGAAGAUUCUGCUUGAGGAGUACACUUCAGUUCUUCAGGAUUACAAGGAAGUGAAGAAAAAGCUAAGUGACAUGGAGAACAAAAACCGGGAUAGCAUCUUCGAAUUGGCAAUGCAGAUAAGGGAAUUGAAGAGUGAUGUUGCCUCUAAAGACGAGGAGCUCAAGAACCUAAAACAGAAAUUUGAAUUCCCGCCAAUGAACCCCGACGAAAGUCCAUUCACAUGCUCCACGGAAUACAAGUACGCAACAAAUCAGGAAGCCUCUGGUGAGGGCAUAACUCAAGCAGCCAUCUCGCCUAUCUCUGAUAUCCCAUCUCUAAAUUUGGACAGGGAUUCAGUUUCUGAGCUUGGAGACACAAAUGUCGAGAGCUUGGAGAAUCUCAUAGAGUCAGAAGACAACUUGAAGAGCACCAUUGUAAAGGAUGAGCAAAUUACUGUAAAGGAAAAGCAGGCUGAUGCUAGGCCUCAGUCUGUUUCAAGUUCAACUAUCGAAGAAAAGUUCCGUUCCGACAUUGAUGGGCUUCUGGAGGAGAACCUGGAAUUCUGGUUGAGGUUUAGCACUUCAGUUCAUCAAAUACAAAAGUUUGAGGCUUCAAUAGAAGAUCUACAUUUGGAAUUGAAAAAACUAAAGGAGCGCAAUAACAGGAAGCCAGAAGGAAUUGUCUCUAAUCAACAUUCUCUACAAUCAGAUGCCAGGCCUAUAUACAGACACCUAAGAGAGAUUCAAACCGAAAUGCAACUCUGGUUCGAACACAACGCGGUUUUGAAAGAUGAGCUGCACGGCAGGUUCUCAUCCUUGUGCAACAUCCACAAUGAGAUAUCUAGGAUGUCUAGUGCCAGUUCAAGAGCAGAAAAGCCGGAGCUGAGUGAUUACCAGGCUGCAAAGUUUCAAGGUGAAGUGUUGAACAUGAAGCAGGAAAACAACAAGGUCGCCGAUGAACUGAACGUCGGUCUUAACCGUGUGAGAGGGCUUAAGCUUGAAGUAGAGAAGACACUGGUGAAACUGAAUGGAGAACUUGGGAUUUCUGCGGCAAGGAAUGACCAUCAUUCAGCCAUGAAACACUCAACGCAUAGGCCUCGAAUUCCUUUAAGGUCUUUCCUGUUUGGUGUGAAGUUGAAGAGGCAAAAGCCAUCAAUCUUCUCAUGUGUGAGUCCAGCACUCCAGAAACAAUACAGUGAUCUAGCAGCAGCAGGACCACCCCCAACCUAAUAAUUCAGAUAUUUUUCCCAUUCCUCCCCACACUGUAUUUUAUGCUCUAGUUUUGCCUCUUUGCCAUUAAUUCUAGUAGCAGAUAGUUGAUGAAGAAAGAUUAAUGUUGCUCUUUCACUUUCGUCUUAAAAAAAAAAAAAAAAUCUUUA
Messenger RNA from Morus notabilis, 3047 nucleotides. Its product is annotated as protein NETWORKED 2A. Gene Ontology annotation, molecular function: actin binding. NCBI's taxonomy places the organism in Eukaryota, Viridiplantae, Streptophyta, Magnoliopsida, Rosales, Moraceae. The record is from RefSeq and is a predicted model, not a curated record. The coding region runs from base 1 to 2898 and encodes 965 amino acids. The transcript is spliced from 2 exons.